This is a messenger RNA of Anopheles bellator, 1118 nucleotides long. Its product is annotated as alcohol dehydrogenase 1-like. Bases 195 to 980 code for a protein of 261 amino acids. Gene Ontology annotation, molecular function: oxidoreductase activity, acting on the CH-OH group of donors, NAD or NADP as acceptor. The transcript has 5 exons. Gene Ontology annotation, cellular component: cytoplasm. Lineage: Eukaryota; Metazoa; Arthropoda; Insecta; Diptera; Culicidae. The record is from RefSeq and is a predicted model, not a curated record.
AACGCGGCACCGGUUAGACGAGUUUUAGCGAGCCCGGCUCCGAGGCAGUUACCCUUCGUAGCCAUCCCCGCAGUGUAUUACUGUUAAUUGUAGCUCACGGUGCACCAAGCGCAGUCUUAACUCAGUCGCAAUUCCGCUGCGCAGUUUUUGUGACAGUUACUCUUUCGUGCCCUUGCCUGUAAACUUGCCUUGCGAUGUCUCUGAAGAACCAAAAUGCCGUCGUGUUUGGCGGUUCCAAUGGCAUUGGGCUGGCCAUCUGUCAGAGUUUGCUGAAGGAAGGUGUCCAGAAACUCUACAUCCUUGACGUCCAAGAUCUCGCAGAGUCCAGCCGCGUGUUGUUGGAAGGCUGCAAUGGGGAGGCAAAGGUUCUGUUCAAACACUGCGACAUAGCUAACCGGGCGCUGCUGCUGGAGAUUUUGAAAGACGAUGUGUUCCAAACGCUCGGUACCAUCGACAUUCUGGUGAACUCGGCAGGAAUCGCUACCGUCGGUUUGCCCGAUAAGACAAUCAACGUCAACCUGAUCGGUCUCAUCAACUCCAGUCUCUUCUGCCUGGAUCAGAUGUCACGUGCCAAGGGUGGCAAAGGAGGCGUAAUUGUUAACGUGGCAUCGGUGGCCGGCCUGGAACCGAUACCGUUUAUUCCGAUCUACAGCGCGUCGAAGCACGGCGUUGUCGGGUUUACACGAUCCCUGGGGGUUCCACAAAUUUACGACCGUACCGGCGUGAAGUUUAUCGCCAUCUGCCCCGGAGCGACGAAGACAAAACUGUUCGAGAGUCAGCGCUCCAGGCAGGUGCUUGUUGAAAUCGACUUUUUGCAAGAGAUGUUCGACGACUACGUGCAGCGCUUCAAGGCCCAAAGCCCUGACGUUGUUGGCCAGUGUGUGGUACAAGCGAUCGCCGAGGGAGAGAACGGUUCUGCGUGGAUCUGCAACGAAGGCGUCAUUAUGCCGCACGUAUUUUCAGAGUCACAGUUUUUGUGAAGCGAGUUUUGGGGGAAUCACCAAUCUAAAAGUUCUAAUAGUGCAAGCGAGCAUUUGUUUUUGGAAUGAAUUUGUUAUUUCGAUAUCGUCAUGUCACACGAUGAAAAUAUAUGAAACUUAAAUUCGUCAAAAUAUGGA